AUGCACAACGCGUCAUUCUCGGAGCUAGGGCCCGCCAACACGUCGUGCUUGGGCCCUGCGCUGGGCUGCCCCAACGCGUCGAGCCCGCCGCCGCCGCCGCUGCCACUGCCGCCGCCGCUGGCGGUGGCAGUGCCCGUCGUCUACGCGGUGAUCUGCGCAGUGGGGCUGGCUGGCAACUCCGCCGUGCUGUACGUGCUGCUGCGGGCGCCCCGCAUGAAGACCGUCACCAACCUGUUUAUCCUCAACCUGGCUAUCGCCGACGAGCUCUUCACGCUUGUGCUGCCCAUCAACAUCGCUGACUUCUUGCUGCAGCAAUGGCCCUUCGGGGAGCUCAUGUGCAAGCUCAUCGUGGCCAUCGACCAGUACAACACGUUCUCCAGCCUUUACUUCCUCACGGUCAUGAGCGCCGACCGCUACCUGGUAGUGCUGGCCACAGCCGAGUCGCGCCGGGUGGCUGGCCGCACGUAUAGCGCCGCACGCGCCGUGAGCCUGGCCGUGUGGGGGCUCGUGACACUGGUCGUGCUGCCCUUCGCGGUCUUCGCCCGGCUCGACGACGAGCAGGGCCGGCGCCAGUGCGUGCUGGUCUUCCCGCAGCCGGAAGCCUUCUGGUGGCGGGCGAGCCGCCUCUACACGCUUGUGCUCGGCUUCGCCAUCCCGGUGUCCACCAUCUGCGUCCUCUACAGCAUCCUGCUGUGCCGGCUGCGCGCCAUACGGCUGGACAGCAACGCCAAGGCUCUGGACCGCGCUAAGAAGCGGGUGACUCUCUUGGUGGUGGCGAUCCUGGCCGUGUGCCUCCUCUGCUGGACGCCCUACCACCUGAGCACCGUGGUGGCGCUCACCACUGACCUCCCGCAAACGCCGCUUGUCAUCGCGCUCUCCUACUUCAUCACCAGCCUGAGCUACGCCAACAGCUGCCUCAACCCCUUUCUCUACGCCUUCCUAGACGACAGCUUCCGCAGGAGCCUCCGCCAGCUGCUGGCCUGCCGCGCUGCCGCCUGA
Odobenus rosmarus divergens (Pacific walrus) is the source of this 999-nucleotide messenger RNA. It is a transcript of the gene NPBWR1, whose product is annotated as neuropeptides B/W receptor 1. Gene Ontology annotation, molecular function: neuropeptide receptor activity; neuropeptide binding. NCBI's taxonomy places the organism in Eukaryota, Metazoa, Chordata, Mammalia, Carnivora, Odobenidae. Gene Ontology annotation, biological process: neuropeptide signaling pathway. The transcript has a single exon. Bases 1 to 999 code for a protein of 332 amino acids. Gene Ontology annotation, cellular component: membrane; neuron projection. The record is from RefSeq and is a predicted model, not a curated record.